Molecule: messenger RNA, 1773 nt
Organism: Notodromas monacha
Lineage: Eukaryota; Metazoa; Arthropoda; Ostracoda; Podocopida; Cyprididae
Source: the annotation of a GenBank genome assembly
UUGGGAUUGCGAGGGCUUGUGAAACACGGAAGCGGAAGCGUGUACUACAGUGCAGUACCUCGUGCCGGAUACACCGUUGACUGGGAUUUCUCAGGACUGACGUCGACAUUAAUGCCGACGUUGUCGACGGGGGCAAGAGCCAAGUUCCGUGCUGCUGUUGACGAGCGAGCUGCAGUGUGUCGCGGCCGAGCCAAGUUCCGUGCUGCUGUUGACGAGCGAGCUGCAGUGUGUCGCGGCCGGAGGCAGGAAUGUGUCGGUGUUCCGUUGCUUCUCAUCACGCUGAAGAAGAGAACUUUCAAAAUUAGGCCGGAAGACGGACUUCGCAUGAGCCAAGACUCAGGAGCAACCGGAGCCUACCGCAACCGAGCUCCAGAUAACCAUUCCCAGGAGCAAUUUCGUGCGAAGUUGCUGUAUUUCUUCAUAUUUUCAGCUAUUGCUGCGAGUGAAGUGUCGGGAGGCAGCACGGAUUCCUUCGUGGAGAUCUUCUCCUCUCGGUACAAACAGCAAGUGACAUCUAGCACACUGCAAUGGCGCACUGUUGCUGGCCGGGACUACCCCGAGGACCUGGUGCCCGCCGGACGGGUCGGUGACGGCGUGUUGUUCCUCUGCCGGGCCGAGUACCUGGGCCGCAAAAUCCCGGGUUACCUGAAACCUCCCCUGUGCACGAUCGAACUUGCUGGACAUGUGAUGAAUACCACGAAUUUUCAGGUACUGGUGAACAUUGCAAACUCGGCCCGAUUGGAGUGGGAACCGUGGACGAAAACCGUGUUGGUCGACGGCGCCGUGUCUUCGGACGGGUUCUUCGUUGCUCGGGCAGCGGGUUCCUCGGGUUCGGCUUCCGUUUCCGGUGGACGAGCGUCGAAAGACGACGUCAGUGACGACGUUUUCAUGGGCAAAGUCGAAGCAGACCAGCCCCAAAUCACCGUCACGAUAGGACAGCGUUCUUUCAGGACCAGCAACGCCGACACACUGGUCGAGAUUUUACCCACGCACUACUUCAUCAACGACGUCUUGUUCGACGACAAACUCACUUAUGCAAAGAGCGAGACGAAAGUGCUGGAGCGAAAGAUAUUCAACAACAACGACUCGGAGCCGUUGCGGAUCAGCGAGAAGGUGCACUACGAGUACACAGCCAAGGAGUGGUGGGGCACGGUCGACGGUACUUACGCUGGCACUCCGACGGUGAUCAAUUGGGUGGAUCCGGGCCGAGGCGAGACGCGGAUCCGGACGAAACUCGCCUGGGGGGCGCAGAUCUCGAGAAAGAAGCAAGACUUCAGGGUCGUCGAAUUCGACUUGCCGCCGUAUUCGAGACUGCAAAUCACACUCGACGGCUCUGUGCAAACCCGACGCAGGCCCUACAGUGCCAAACUCACCACGUUCUACGCCUCCAACUCGCAAAAGUCCCGCAAAAUCCGAGGGCACUUUUUGGACGAAGACCUGGUGUCUGUUGAGGUGCGGAAGGAGAAGUUUCAAUUGCUGCGAGUGGAACCGGGGGUUUCGACGGACCAGUCGAUACUCGACGCGGAACGGCUCCAGUCGUCGAUCGAGAUCGACGUUCGCAAUGCAAUCACGUCAGCGUCGCCCCCUGACACUGACACCAACGCCAUUCCGAAGGUGCAAGAGCACGAGGACGACUCCGCGCGGGUGUUCUGGGACCUGAAGCAAGGAGCCGCGGGAUCCGUGGACGACGACACCACCUUCUGGGAAACGGUCAUUAACUCCGGAUGUCCGCGGAGUAAUGCACGCCUAGGAGGCGAUGAUGACGAGCGAUGA